CUGCAUCCGGUUGGCGACCUGGCGCCACGCACGGUAUCACGCCACGACGCGCUCGGCUGCCUUGAGCGUCGCUUCGGCCGCUCCCCCGGCGCCUACCGAGCGAUCAUCGGUCCCGGCAUCGGCCGUGACUGCACGUACGAGUGCCUGGCGGAGCGCUGCGACUCAGCUUCCGCGCCCGAGUCGGGCCGAGAAUCUGACGACCCCGCCUGGUUUUUAGGUGCAGGUGGAGCCGGCCGCAUCGACCUGCGCGCAGCCAACAUCGCCCUGCUCCGGCGCGCGGGCGUUGCGGGGAUCACCGUGUACGACGACUGUACGGCGUGCUCGCCCGCGCUGAUUUCGUUCCGGGCCGAGCGGGCAUCCGGGCGCGCCGGCGUCCGGCGCAUGGCGGCCCUGCUCGGAAGAUGGAGUAUCAUCUCGCACAUCGCGCAGCAGGCAAACAAGACCCACCUGACACGGCAGCGAAUUGCUCCGUAUUUCACCGGACGCACCCACCGCAUCGGCGAGGUGGACGACGGCGAGGCAACCACCGACUGGAUGACGCAGGAACAGGAACGCGGCAUCAGCAUCACCUCCGCCGCAACCACCUGCUUCGGGUGA
Geodia barretti is the source of this 597-nucleotide messenger RNA. The record is from the annotation of a GenBank genome assembly. Lineage: Eukaryota; Metazoa; Porifera; Demospongiae; Tetractinellida; Geodiidae.